AUGUCCCAGGAAGAAGUGUUCCAAGACCGUCAGAACUACUACAAGGGGAGAGCGAAGGUAUACUUGCACCAUUUCCAAAUAGAUAAUAUGGGACCUCGAAUUAUUCGAGAUUCGCAUGUGGACCGGCUGGACAGAAUCUUUCAGUCGGAGGGGCUUUCUCGCCUAAACCCUGAGAAUUAUGUGAAGGUCUCAAUAGGCAAUGACGUUCUCCAGCAGGCGCUGGUUGCCCAGGGUGAAACUGAAGCCUUCCUAAACGGCCCGUUGAACUUUUUAAAUCUCCCAGAUGAUAUACGGCUGAAUAUUUUGCAUGGGAAUCACCGGGUUCUGGCUGCAAUCAAGAGAUCUGCACGAUGGUGGGUAGCCGAAUUUUAUAGUGAUGGUCACUUUGAUAUCUAA
Molecule: messenger RNA, 396 nt
Organism: Penicillium hordei
Lineage: Eukaryota; Fungi; Ascomycota; Eurotiomycetes; Eurotiales; Aspergillaceae
Exons: 2
Coding region: 1-396 (131 amino acids)
Source: RefSeq, a predicted model, not a curated record